AUGGCGUCGUCGUUUCUUGGACCAGAGUCACCUAGACCAUAUUCUGUGAUAUCGGAAAGUUACGAGCCGUGGUUCGAUAUUCCGAGAUUUUCCGGAGAUGAGGACUUUAGUUUCGGAGAAAUGUACGAAGAAAAGAUGCGAGAAUAUCUGUACAAAUAUUUGGACAUUGGAACGACGGACAAAGUGUGCUACGUCGGAGAGUUUCGAGAUAGCAUCGUGGACAUUCUCCAAGACAAAUUUUGUCUUCUGACUCCUGUCACCAUGGUGAUUCCUGCUCAUUUUCAUUACGCAAAGACUUCCGGCAAUAGAUAUCUACCAAUCAGAAUUAAGAAUGUGGGUGCCGAGGAGUACUUCCGGAAGUUGUCGGAGCAGCCCGACGAUAAGCGGAUUCUGUUUGAUAAGAUCAUUUUAAAAGACACUGCGCAUUAUUUGGAAGAACCACAAGACGUUUAUAGAAACAUUAUCAAGUGCUUGACAGAAAAGGGUCUGCUACUGAUUAUAGACCGUCCAACACCUUUGAAUACUCUCCCCAUCUCUCAACUGGCUCGUCAGCGUUUCGAGGACUAUGAGGCACCGUACAUGCGCAUUCUGAAGGAUCUCCAGGACAGCCAUCUUGUAGCUGAGUGGGAAAUUGAGACGGUGCCGAUUGUCAUUCAAAAGAAAAAAUGGUACAAGCUGCUGAAAGGCAAAUAUCCUCCACGUUUCCAAGCCUUGAGUAACGGUGAGGUAUUAUCCAGCGUCCGUGAAUUAUCGGAGGGCGUAAUGAAGUAUCACGAACCCAUCGUUCAAUUUUCAGAUCGUCUGCUGUUUAUUACCGCCUGUUCGCCCAGAAACCCCCUCGUUUACCCUAACAUACAAAGAUAUAGUAGAAAUGAUUAUAUGCCGUUCCCGGGACUACAGCGGAAAUAUGAACUUGAGGUGACGCCUGACCUAGAACAGUAUGUCAGACCAAAAGAAACUAAAAAACCAGAGAACGAAAUGAACAGACGUCGUUGA
Molecule: messenger RNA, 996 nt
Organism: Lottia gigantea (owl limpet)
Lineage: Eukaryota; Metazoa; Mollusca; Gastropoda; Lottiidae
Exons: 1
Coding region: 1-996 (331 amino acids)
Source: RefSeq, a predicted model, not a curated record